AUGGCCGGAUUUGUGCCCGUUGCCGGCUCCCUUGCCGACAUCUAUCCGACUGCUGCUUUGGCUACAGAAGCACCGAGAUGGAACAACUUGCUCUCCUCAUUUGAGAAAGCGUACGGUCACAAAGCCACAUUUAUUGCGCGUUCCCCAGGGAGAGUAAACAUCCUCGGCGAGCACAUCGAUUAUUCGCUAUACUCAGUCUUGCCCAUGGCUAUCACAGCGGAUGCCAUCAUGGCCGUAUCGUCAGCCCCCGUUGCAGAGGGGGCCUCUACGCUCAAAGUGAGGAUUGGGAACGUGGAAGACUCCAAGUUUGCCGCAAACGAGUUUGACGUGCCCGUCGAUGCCGACGUCGAGAUUGAUGCUUCAAAGUUUGAGUGGACCAAUUACCUCAAGAGUGGACUUCGUGGUGCCAUGCAGCUGCUUCGAAAAAAGCAUGGUCAAGAGUUCAAGGGCGUCAACAUGGAUAUCAUGGUUGAUGGCACAGUCCCUGUUGGCGGAGGGCUAAGCUCCAGCGCCGCCAUUGUUACUACCAGUGCUCUCGCCGUCAUGAAAGCCAACGGCGUGGAUGCGGUGGACAAGACAGAAUUGACGGAGCUGGCUAUUGUAAGCGAGCGAGCUGUCGGCGUCAACUCUGGCGGCAUGGACCAAGCGGCAUCCGUGUUUUCAGAGCCAGGUUCCGCCCUGUUUGUAUCAUUCAGUCCCCGGCUUGAGGCUCGUCCAGUUAAAAUCCCCCCAACCCGGCCAGAGCUAUGCUUCCUUAUUGCGCAGAGCUUUGUCACUGCGAACAAACAUGUCACUGCCCCUAUUCACUACAAUCUUCGUGUCGUUGAAGUGAGUUUCGCGGCAGCAUACUUGAAUGCCGUUCUCAACCCGUCGGGGACGCGCCUACCCGUUGAUGCUGGGCCGUUAGGCAUCAGUCUUCAGGGGUUUCAUGACACGUACUUUUACCACGCCAACGCAUCCGACUACUCAGCCGCGAAGAGCCUGACAAAAGAAGAAGAAUUAGAGAAGCUCAUUACCGUUACGAAGGAUACCCUCACUCAGGAAGAGGGAUACACCCGAGAGGAGAUCGCCGAGGUUCUCAAUGUGACGGUGCAAGAACUCGAAAACCGAUUCACGGCCAAAAUACCCAUUAGAGCAGAGAGAUUCAUGCUGCGACAGCGGGCUCUCCACGUCUUUACCGAAGCACUGCGCGUUCUGAAGUUCCUGACCCUUCUAGAGCGCCCUGUGCACACCGGGGCAUCGGACACAACGCUCUUCAACAAGGAGUUGGGAAGCAUUAUGAACGCAACCCAGGACUCUUGCCGUAUCCUCUAUGAAAACAGCUGCCCGGAGAACGAAAAAAUCUGCCAGAUUGCCCUAGAAGCUGGGUCAUAUGGAAGUCGUCAAACGGGGGCUGGUUGGGGUGGGUGCAGCGUGCAUUUGAUCUCAGUGGACAAGGUGGAGCAAGUGAAGGCAGCGUUGGAGCGUGAAUACUACUCCAAAAUGAAACUCACAGAGGACCAAAAGGCUCAGGCAAUGGUCGGCCGGAAGUGA
Metarhizium acridum CQMa 102 is the source of this 1533-nucleotide messenger RNA. NCBI's taxonomy places the organism in Eukaryota, Fungi, Ascomycota, Sordariomycetes, Hypocreales, Clavicipitaceae. The record is from RefSeq and is a predicted model, not a curated record.